This is a messenger RNA of Cooperia oncophora, 357 nucleotides long. The record is from the annotation of a GenBank genome assembly. NCBI's taxonomy places the organism in Eukaryota, Metazoa, Nematoda, Chromadorea, Rhabditida, Trichostrongylidae.
CAAGCACUCUAUCAGAAGACGCUAAAUCCGGAAUCGAUGACACUGCAGUUGACGUAUCCGAUAGCGGAUUUACGCGGUAUAAAGUUACACCUGGAGCGUAACUUUUACGGUGUUCAAACUACUGCUCAAAGUAACAUCACCAACAUCGAUUAUGUGAAGCUAAUCUCGAUGUCAUUCAUGGCGGAAAUGAAGACAGGAGCGGACACUGAACGGCUUGGUGCAUGGGAACUGACGCUGUUCGAUUUCUGCAAUAAUUACACAGCUAAUAGCGAUAAUAAGCUGGAGAUACAGAAUGUAAUGGAUAAAUGGGUCGAUUCAGCGGCUGGUCAUGAGCUCGACUUCUCUAUGCGUCACUGA